This is a messenger RNA of Drosophila albomicans, 2756 nucleotides long. RefSeq lists its product as uncharacterized. The transcript has 2 exons. The record is from RefSeq and is a predicted model, not a curated record. Bases 121 to 2487 code for a protein of 788 amino acids. Lineage: Eukaryota; Metazoa; Arthropoda; Insecta; Diptera; Drosophilidae.
ACAGCUGAUAAUGAUACACAAAAUUAGGAAAGAACACGAAUUGAAUCAAAGCAGUGAAACAAAUAAAUAUUAAGUGUGAUUAAUUCAACAAAGACUUCAAUAAACUUACAAAGCUAUAAAAUGAAUGAAGUUAAUGUUGUCGAUGUGCUGAAGGAAGUCUUUGCCGAUCCAAUGCCGAAUCCCUGCCCAUUGGGACAACGCUCUUUGCCAUUUGGUACUGAGAUAUUAAGCAACGAAAUGGAAGAGGACUACGUCCCAUACAGUCCCGUAAUGUGGGCUGAUCCUCUAAUACCUUAUACCAUUACAAUGGGAGCUAAGCAAAUUGCUGUAAGUUCAAUGCCUGCCGUUCACGUUGCUGUCGAAAUAGUCUCAACAGCGUCAUCAACUGUCGAGUGGUCUGAGCUUGGAUUGCGUAUGAAAGAGUUGAACAAAACUGUAUACAGGAAUUCCGGAACACUGUGGGACAUAUUACCUCGUACACGGACUAAUCCUUUAUCCUCAUUAAUAAAAUUUUGCAACCCGGAAUCGAUCGACGAAGCAGCAAUGGUUAGAUUGCUCUUACUUCAGGCCAUCACAACGGAACCAGCUUAUCAAGUCAGAGUCUCCGACUGUCCACAUCUUUUCGCGUUCAACACCAGAGUCAAAGAAGGAUCGUGUAGCGUAAAAUGGACACCAGCUGCGGAAUGCAGUGAUAACUUGCAAAUCGGAACACAAACAGCAACAAGCACGCUCUACUUUCGCACUCUUCAGGAAUACGCGGGGAUUAUUGACGGAUUUGCAAAUGAAAACAGUUACCUGCGAGAUGAAAACAAGAAAGAAAUAUCGGUAAGUUCUGUGGUCUUCAUUCCUGUAAAGUCUUGUUGGAGGGGACAACCUUGGCUACUGCCAUAUAUCCUUGCAUUUACCACAACAAAAUGGUGGAAUCAUGCUGCUGUGAUCAGCGUGGAGAUGAUUGAUCAAAUGAAAUUCGAACUAAUGCCUCGGGCUGCCACAGUUUGUAUUCCCGGAAAUUAUGAAAGGAUUUGUUUAGUUGUUGUCGACAGCUCAAUGACGUGCCAAGAUUACGGGGUUGGCCAUGGCAUCGCUGCAAAACACGAUGGAGAAACUGAAUUUGCAAAGAAGGUAAUGUGUUAUUUAGGCAGAAUCCACGAUGCAACCGCUAAUAACAAUGUUGCAACUGAUGUUGCCAUGGCCAUUAAUCAUAUGUGUGAGUUUAUGUUUACCGCCAAAGAGUUUCGAAAAAUUCAGUUGCGUGCUGCGGUUCUAUGUACUAGUCGAUUUUGUGGCUACGGCGUGUAUCCAAGUCGUAAAAGUCCCUCAAAAUCUGCUGGAGAUGAUGAAACGGAACGUUCUCGUAUUGCUGGCGUCUACAAGUACAAUUGCCAGGAGGAUCUUAUGAUUGGAGACUCCAAGUUACUUGAUAUGGCCACAUUAGACGAACAAACCUUGAAGUUGAUGCUAGAAAAUCGACAACAUUGGCGCACCGAUCCACUUGGAUACUUUGCAUUUAGUAGCGUGAAUAUCUCAAAAGAUUCUGCAUUCCAUCAUGGAAUUCAUUGCCCGCAGUACCAAUUAAGCUUUUGUCCAAAUAUCACUAGAGUACUUAAAGUGUGUAAUGUAUUUAAGAGAGAACAGCAGAACAGAACAGUGAGAGAAUCUAUAGAGCUCUUCAACACUACGAUUGCAUAUGGUUCUUUGCUGGUGGGUCUUACAAAUUGGGCAGCUGCUGAGUUGGGAGUUACUCUAUUUGAACACAAUUUCAUGGGGGAGUAUGAUGACUAUGCCUCUCAUAAAUAUUUUCAACUUUGGCCAAACAUCACACAGAAUUUUGUGAUUCAUUCAGGAAGUGAAGGUCGAGUUGUUGACUCUGCUAACCAUCACAAAAUAUUGGGCAUGGCAAUGAACUUGACGGUGUGGCCAAAAAAUAUAACUAAAUCAUGGUACGAUACGCAUUAUAGCUGGAAUUGCCCUUGGUGGUAUGCGGCUGCAAUAGCGCAAAAGUUUGGUAAAGUCUUCAAUAUCGCAAGUAAAUCCAAUGUGGAAUACAAACACGAUAAAGACUAUCUAUCGGGCUGGCAGAUCGACAAAGUGCACUCGAAUCCAACUGACUUAACUGUGUUAACACAAAGCUGUCAAUACGAAUGUAAAUUCAUUGACAUAAUUACACCUUCAGCAUCGGGAGGAAAAGCAAGAAACUUACUCAGUUGGUCCCCAAAUGCCUACAUCGAUAACAAUAAGAAUCGAAAUUGGUGCGAUUCAUUGCAUGGAAUUUGUGAGCUAAACACUGUCGUAUUUCCCAGCGCCAGAAUUGACCACUUACAAGCAUUUGUGGACAACUUAAAUCUAAUUACUCCAAUAAUAUGCAGAGGUCUAAAAUGGCCAAACGUAGAUGCAGACUGGUUGCGUAGACUUCAACUUCCUCGCUCUCCAACUGUCAAUGAGAAUAAUUCUUCUUUGGCUGAGAAUAUCGGACGACUUCAGCUCUGAUAGGCUAAUCUAGAAGAAGUCCAUUACACGCCACAAUUGAAAGAUAAUACUUACCCAGUUUCUUAUUUAAGGAUGCAGUGAAAUUACAUUUGGAUUCUGGUCCCCAACUUCAACAAGGAUAAAAAAACUGAGAAAGAAAAUAUAAAAAUAUUAUCUUAUUCAAACUUUGCUGCACUCAAUUCUAACAAUAAAUAAUAAAGAUAUUAUUGACCCAUAGGCAUAUACUUAAUAAUAAGGCAUUGCUUAUAGUAUAAUCAAAUAAUAGUUCA